This is a messenger RNA of Fundulus heteroclitus (mummichog), 2406 nucleotides long. RefSeq names its product broad substrate specificity ATP-binding cassette transporter ABCG2. The record is from RefSeq and is a predicted model, not a curated record. Bases 93 to 2081 code for a protein of 662 amino acids. Gene Ontology annotation, cellular component: plasma membrane. Gene Ontology annotation, molecular function: ABC-type transporter activity; ATP binding; ATP hydrolysis activity. The transcript has 16 exons. Lineage: Eukaryota; Metazoa; Chordata; Actinopteri; Cyprinodontiformes; Fundulidae.
CGACGUUAUUCAGGCUGAACUCUUCCUCCGUUCUGUCAGUCUGCAGCAGCGUCUUCUCUCUUCUCAUCAAGUGCCAAUAAAUCAAGUAACCGAUGGAGGGCGGCGGACACGUCAACAUUGCGAUGAUCGAAGACAUCGGCACCAACGGGACGUCUCAACCAAAGACGAGCACGGACCUUAACAGAACCAAGCGAGCUUGUGGUUCCACGGUGAGCUUCCACAACAUCCAGUACAACGUACACACGAAGAGUGGCUUCUUCUGCAAAGCUAAACGGAGCCCGAAGGAGAUCCUGAUGGACCUCAAUGGGAUUAUGAGACCCGGUUUAAAUGCCAUUCUUGGACCAACUGGAAGUGGAAAAUCUUCCUUCUUGGACAUUCUGGCUGGGAGGAAGGAUCCUCUGGGUCUAUCAGGGGAGGUUCUUAUUGACGGAGCGCCGCAGCCUCCGAACUUCAAGUGUCUCUCUGGCUAUGUGGUCCAGGAGGAUGUAGUUAUGGGCACCCUGACUGUGAGGCAGAAUCUCAGCUUUUCUGCAGCGCUACGCCUUCCGACCUCUGUGCCCCAAAGUGAGAAGGAGGCCCGAGUCGAGCAUCUCAUCAGGGAGCUGUGUCUCAGCAAAGUGGCGGACUCUAAGGUGGGCUCACCGAUGACCCGGGGAAUCUCAGGAGGAGAGAGGAAGAGAACCAACAUCGGGAUGGAGCUGAUUAUUGAUCCGGCGGUUCUGUUUCUGGAUGAGCCGACCACAGGGCUCGAUGCCAGCACCGCCAACUCUGUCCUGCUGCUGCUGAAGAGGAUGGCCAGUCACGGGCGAACUAUCAUCAUGUCCAUCCACCAGCCUCGCUACUCCAUCUACCGACUCUUUGACACGCUGACUCUGUUGGUGGGUGGGAGGAUGGUGUACCAUGGACCAGCCCCCAGCGCUUUGGACUACUUCUCUAACAUUGGCUAUCCGUGCGAGCCUCACAACAACCCAGCCGACUUCUUCCUUGAUGUUUUAAACGGAGUCUUCACUAAGCCAAGCAAAGUUCACGACACGGCAGAUCUGACCUUUGAGGAACUUGGUUCUACCAGGCAGAACAUCGAGGAGCACCUUGUAGAGGAGUACAAGAACAGCAGCUACUCCAACGACGCGCGGGCCGACUUGAGGCGCAUUCUUCAAAACAAGGAGCGUCUGUCGCCGGCGGGCUCUCGCAGCAUCGCCUACAACAGCUCCUUCCUGCACCAACUUCGAUGGGUUUUUCAGAGAACCUUCCAGAACCUCAUGCUGACUCCACAGACGUCUGUGGCUCAGGUGGGAGUCAACGUUUUUCUUGCUCUCAUCGUUGGAGCCAUUUUCUUCUCAGUCCAAGAUGAUCAGAGUGGUCUCCAAAACAGGAUGGGCGCCCUCUUCUUCAUCACGACCAACCAGUGUUUCAGCACCGUGUCUGCAGCUGAGCUCUUCAUCGCGGAGAGGAACCUGUUUGUGCAUGAAUACAUCAAUGGCUACUACAGAGUCUCUGUGUACUUCCUGUCUAAAAUCCUUUGUGACCUCAUCAUGCGCACCGUCACCUCUGUCAUCUUCAGCGUCGUUGUCUACUUUCUGAUCGGGCUGAAGUCCACGGUGGAAGCCUUCCUCAUCUUCACAUUCACAGUGACCCUGGUGGCCUACACGGCCACGGCCCUGACGAUGGCCAUCUCAGCCGAUCAGAGCGUCGUGGCUCUCGCCAACAUCUUCAUGACCAUAACAUUUGUCUUCAUGAUGAUCUUCUCUGGCCUCCUUGUGAACCUUCCCAGCAUCGUGGACUGGCUGGCUUGGCUCAAGUACUUCAGCAUUCCUCGAUACGGCUUCGCGGCCUUGAAGAUCAACGAGUUUGAGGGUUUAAGGUUCUGCGAGGAGCCUGCGAGGCAACCUGCUAACGCGUCGUCCGACUGUGGCGCGAGCUCGGCGGCCCAGAUGUGUAGAGGAGAGCAGUACCUGGACUACCUGGGGAUAAGGUCCAGCUCCUGGGGCCUGUGGGAAAAUCACGUGGCCUUGGCCGUCAUGAUGGUCGUCUUCCUCUUCAUCGCCUACCUGAAGCUGCGCUACAUCAGGAAGUUCACCUAAACCGAGAUCCUGGACUCAACCUUUCAGGGAUAAACCCUUAGACCGGCACGCAUACCUACCACAAACGCAUCCAUUCUCGAGACAAAUUAAACGCUUGGCCCGGUCCAAAUGUCUGGGUGAGACGGGCGGAGAUCUAGAAACUGAACCCACAGAGAAUAAUGUGUGACGACACUGCUGGGUUCACGUUGGAGCUCACUGAGUCCGGCGGGACGUAGGGUGCUGUGAAAAAACAUCGUCCCAUUUUCUGCAAUCAAUUUAAAUAUCAGACAAACAUAACCCCAGUAAAUGCAGGAGGAAGCUUUCUAAAAGAUGAUUUACUUUAUUA